Striga asiatica is the source of this 2343-nucleotide messenger RNA. NCBI's taxonomy places the organism in Eukaryota, Viridiplantae, Streptophyta, Magnoliopsida, Lamiales, Orobanchaceae. The record is from the annotation of a GenBank genome assembly.
GGUUUGCUACUGUGUAUAACUAUAAGCAAUUCCACAGUAAUUUAUUAUUCGGGUACUUCAAUUCAUUAUUCGGGUUCACUUAUCAGUUUCUAUUGUGUAUGAAUGCUAAUUCAGAUCUGUUGAAAUUUUCAAAUGCGAUCAAGAUCCCUAAUUCCUUUCGAGUUCUUAUCGAUCCAAUCAAGCAAUUUAUUUAUAGUUUGUAGACAUUCCCUCGGUCUCUGUACCUGUCGAUUACGAGUUGGGUUUAGGCGAUUUAUUUCGAUUUGAAAGAUGUCUGUGUUGAAAUCGUCGGGCCGGUUCUUUACAACCGGGCUGGUGGCGGCGUGGUAUUCAUCCAACAUUGGGGUUUUGCUGCUGAACAAGUAUCUGUUGAGCAAUUACGGGUUCAAGUACCCGAUUUUCUUGACCAUGUGCCACAUGACGGCGUGUUCGCUGCUGAGCUACGUUGCUAUUGCGUGGAUGAAGAUGGUGCCGAUGCAGACUAUAAGGUCUAGGGUUCAGUUCAUGAAGAUCUCUGCCCUCAGCUUGAUUUUCUGCGCUUCCGUUGUUAGCGGCAAUUUUUCGCUCAAGUACUUGCCGGUCAGCUUCAAUCAGGCAAUUGGCGCCACCACACCUUUCUUCACGGCUGUUUUCGCCUAUUUGAUGACUUUGAAAAGGGAAGCUUGGUUGACUUACCUGACUUUGGUGCCCGUGGUUACUGGAGUCAUCAUUGCUAGUGGGGGUGAACCGAGUUUCCAUUUGGUUGGAUUUAUCAUAUGUGUUGCUGCAACAGCUGCAAGGCACUCAAAUCAGGAAAAACUGAAUUCAAUGAACCUGCUCCUAUACAUGGCUCCUAUAGCUGUUGUACUACUACUUCCAGCCACCAUUUACAUGGAGGAAAAUGUUGUUGGUAUCACAUUGGCAUUGGCAAGAGAAGAUAGUAGAAUUAUUUGGUUACUCUUGUUCAAUUCUGCACUCGCGCAUUUUGUGAACUUGACCAAUUUUUUGGUCACGAAGCACACGAGUGCUCUAACGCUUCAGGUGCUUGGAAAUGCAAAAGGAGCAGUAGCAGUGGUAAUCUCCAUAAUGAUUUUCAAGAAUCCUGUAUCUGCUACUGGAAUGCUCGGUUAUAGCCUGACAGUCUUUGGUGUUAUUCUCUAUAGUGAAGCCAAAAAACUAAAUCGCUUGCCAUAUUCGCUUACCUCAGAUUAUGAGGAAUGUGUGAAAUCCAAUCUAAUGGAUUUUGGCCAUUGUUUCCCUCGGAAGCCUGACCACAGAGUCGAACAUAUAACAGCAGAGAAAACCGGGCGAACCCAUAACUUGUUGAUUUUCUGGUGUGGACGAUCAAUAUUGAUUCGAAAGAUGUCUGCGAUGAAAUCGUCGGGCCGGUUCUUCACGAUCGGGCUGGUGACGGCGUGGUAUUCAUCCAACAUUGGGGUUUUGCUGCUCAACAAGUAUCUGUUGAGCAAUUACGGGUUCAAGUACCCGAUUUUCUUGACCAUGUGCCACAUGACGGCUUGCUCGCUGCUGAGCUACGUUGCUAUUGCGUGGAUGAAGAUGGUGCCGAUGCAGACCAUAAGAUCCAGGGUUCAGUUUAUGAAGAUCUCGGCUCUCAGCUUGAUUUUCUGCACCUCUGUUGUUAGCGGCAAUAUUUCUCUCAAGUACUUGCCGGUUAGCUUCAAUCAGGCGAUUGGCGCCACCACACCUUUCUUCACGGCUGUUUUUGCCUACAUGAUGACUUUGAAAAGGGAAGCUUGGUUGACAUACCUGACUUUGGUUCCCGUGGUUACUGGGGUCAUCAUCGCUAGUGGGGGUGAACCGAGUUUUCAUCUGUUUGGAUUUAUAAUGUGUGUUGGUGCAACAGCUGCAAGGGCACUCAAAUCAGUGGUUCAGGGGAUUUUGCUUUCUUCCGAAGGUGAAAAGCUGAAUUCAAUGAACCUGCUCCUGUACAUGGCUCCUAUAGCUGUUGUAUUACUACUUCCUGCAACUAUUUACAUGGAGGAAAAUGUUCUUGGUAUAACAUUGGCAUUAGCAAGAGAAGAUAGCAGAAUUAUUUGGUUGCUGCUGUUCAAUUCUGCACUUGCAUAUUUUGUGAACUUGACCAACUUUUUGGUCACAAAGCACACCAGUGCUCUAACGCUGCAGGUGCUUGGAAAUGCAAAAGGAGCAGUAGCAGUAGUUAUCUCCAUAUUGAUUUUCAAGAAUCCCGUAUCAGUUACUGGAAUGCUUGGAAAACCGACAAGUCUCUCCAACAUGUACCAGCAGAAGAAACCUGAUGAGCAGAGUAGCAGUUUAAGUAAGGGUUCAAAUGACUUUAGUUCUUCCCAGUUUGGGGGUUCUCAAAGAAAAGUCCCUUUUACGUAA